UCCAUUUCCGGGUUUCCACGUAAAAAUAGCUAGUUCAUACACUUUUAUAUAUUUAUUUACUUUUAUACCGAAUCCAUCGUCCUUAAUAUCCGAAGUUUAUGUUGGGCUUCCGGAUCUACGGGACUAAACCUCAACAUUGGCGCUGUCUGUGGGAAACAAAUAAAAAAGCAUACGUGUUUUCUGAUUCUACAAAAAAUUUUGAUGCAAAAACCUGCAAAUUACAGCAAGAAAUGAAGGAAAAAAUGAUUCCUAAAAAAUUAGAAUGGAAACAGGAGUUCAAGAUCCUGGAAAACUGGAGACUUGACGGAAGGUGCAGCCACCUUCACCGUCCAUAGUGGCCGCCACAAGCCGGAGCCCGGAUGCCCUUGCUCGCAGGAACUCGCUGCUGCUCAAAGGUGGGAAACGUGGGAACCAACUACUGCCUUGGGAAAUCUGAAGAAGAUAGAAAACGGGGCCCACAUACCCAGUAACUUGAGAUAAGAAAAAUGGUUGUCUACUCUCACGUGGGAAGACUGACGACAGGGUAGUUGCUGAUGUGACAGAUUCAUGGUUAUCCGAAAAUUAAAACAAAAAUCCAUGCCUCGCACCCCGAACGCCAAAGCUAACAGCUGCGCUCGAAAGGAAAUAAAAGAAGCCACCACUUUCAAUAGAACUAGGCUGAACGGGAGUUCUGUCCUCGCUUAGGCCGAACGAGAGUUCUGUGCUCCAUAUCCAGGUGGGGCCCGAACCAACGUUGGAACUGCAGGUCCACUCUAGCAGCACGAUCCUUGUUCAAAUUACUCCUGCCACAUCCAGACAAACGGAAAUAACACGAAGUAGUUGAUAAGGUCAAAGCAAAGGCCUCCUUCUCGAACGGGAACUCCGAACUCCGAGCCUAGAAAGGAACCUGAGGCCCUUGGCCAUACCGAUCACCCCGCCGGACCUGCAGGGCAGGCUAUGCCUAUCAACAGAAAAAGGAUGACCAUCCCAACACAGAGAGGCUCGGACGGAAGCAUGCCGCUGAACGUGCCCCGUGUCCAAGAACGGUUUGAACCAAGAGCAGAACCUGCACAACGUAAAAGACAAGGGAAUGAACUUCCCUGGCACUUGCAACCCGAACGAGAACUUCAAAAAACCUGCCCAGCUAAGAACGUAAAUUCAUUCUAUUUAUAAUUACACCAAGCCGCCAGCACAGGUGCCUUCCCGAGCGGGAAAUAUCCUGGGAACAGGGCCUAGCUUUGCCAGAAUAUCAAGGGGUCAAAGUAAUCCUACGCCCCUGACAGAAAACUACGCACCGAGAGGAGUUUGGGUAGAAAAAAUCUACAUACCUUGAUGGAUAGUGUACCCGGGGGUAGCUUAUCCGAAGGGUUAUCGCGGAGAAUAACUAGAGAGAAGUCAGAGCAAACAAGUAAGAGAGAGUAUGUAUUUGAUAUGAAUUCAACGUGGUUUACAAUGGGAAAAUGGGCUGCUAUUUAUAGCAGCAAUAAAUGCUAGACAGGGACACAUGUCAAGCAUCCGAUGGCCGGGGGUCACCUCAAUCGGGGUGGCACCGACACUUGCAUGUGGCCGCAUUAAAUGCGGUGGUUGGAUGCGACGUUGUACUUGGUACAGUGAUUCAGGCGCAUGUGGAGAGGAGAUCCUGUCGAGGAAGACACCUUCGGCUGAAGGGUGUUGGACCGAAGGCUCUUCUUAUCGGGGACCUCUCUAUGCCGAGGGCGUCAAGUGCCGAAGGCUUAGUUUUUAAGCCUUGUUCUCAUGUGAUGUUUCUGAGCCCGUUUCCGUCACGGGUAGCCUUCGGCCAUGGGGACGAAGGCACCCCUUUGUGUAUUGUGGGCUGCUUAGAGCUUCAUCUUGCUGGGCUUGGCCCGUUUGGGCCUGUUGGGCCUGAUUGCGGUAGUGGAAGUAUGUGGGUCGGGGGUCCCUGGGCCAUAUACUCCAUCAGGAGUCUCUCACUCUUUUACCGAAAGGUACUUGAGGGAAAAUGAGUAAUUGUGUUUGUCCUCCGAUGCUGCCUUGCUGUAGGUUGUAAAGUUUGCGAGAAGUUUCACCUCUGCGCGUUUUGCCGAGGGUAGUCCCUCAGUACCCCACAUUCCGGGACUUGAAGGAUUAUGUUGAUGUUUUGGGGAAAGUUUAACAUUUUGUGAUUUUUCCCGGAGGGGUCCUCCAGUCUUCCACUCCUUGAGGCACAUGUAAUGUGGUGAAGAGGAGUAGAGCAGUGUCUGUCUUCAAUAUGGGGCCGAGGGCUGACUAUUUUCGUUUCAUUUUGGGGGGAUGCCUCGUUAAAAACCUCAUUAGGAAAACCAUGUGGGAAAAAAUCUUAAUGAGGGAAAAAGAGUGCAACGAAUUCCCCCAAUGAUGAAUCGAAAAGGUUAACCCUUGGUCUGAGUGUAGUGUCAAAUGUCAAUGCCAAAGGCUAUCCUGAUAUGAGGGCUUGCUUGUUGAAUUGAAAAGGCCGAAGGCUACCUUGGUGAUAUCCCGGUGAUACCGAGGGGAGUCCCUCAGUCAUUAGGGCUGAGUGCGUGUUGACAUAGGUGAUAGCUCCUGUGUUGCCGAGGGGAGUUCCCUAGCUCUUGAUAAGUUGGACGCUGAGGGCUCCCGAAGGGUCCCGUUAUUUUAUGCCGGAGGCUAACCAUUGAUAAGGGGUUUGAAGGUGUGUCCCCGGGGGGUUCCCUGGUUCUCAACAUGUUGAGGGCUAAGUGUUCCUGAGGGGUUUUCCCGUUUUGAAGCCGGGGGCUCCCCUUGAUGAAGGAGUCUGAAGGAGUUAGCCCGAAGGCAUGCAUAGUGUUGUUUGAGGGAUGCCAGAUGAGGGAACCUUAGUCUGUGAAAGAGAGUCGUUGAGACAUGACCGUUGGAAUAUGAUAUGAUCGUUGGAAUAUGGACCAUUGGUGGUGGGGUCCACGUGGCGGCUCCUGGUUGGAUGACCUCGGGUGGGUGCUACCGGUUGGCGGAGAUGACGGUUCGUAAUGAUGACUUUGGUGACCGGGGGCCCAAUUUUUGGCCCAAGCCCGGAGUUGGGAGUCUAUAAAUAUCCCAUGGCCAGGGGCAUUCUGUUAGUAAAUUGAUGUAACGUACCUCAAAAGUACAGUAGUGGAAGUUUAAAAUUUUCCCAAACAGAUCUUCCCUGAUUAUGACAAAACAACGAAUAAAACAAUAAUAACAGAUCCGAGUCAGA
Molecule: messenger RNA, 3151 nt
Organism: Cuscuta europaea
Lineage: Eukaryota; Viridiplantae; Streptophyta; Magnoliopsida; Solanales; Convolvulaceae
Source: the annotation of a GenBank genome assembly